Molecule: messenger RNA, 1375 nt
Organism: Aaosphaeria arxii CBS 175.79
Lineage: Eukaryota; Fungi; Ascomycota; Dothideomycetes; Pleosporales
Exons: 2
Coding region: 47-1375 (442 amino acids)
Source: RefSeq, a predicted model, not a curated record
CCGCUAAACGUUUCGAACGACGGAGCACUCAACUUCCUACAACACCAUGAAUCAACCAGAGGACGUUGAGGUCGUCCUCACCCACGAUCGCCGCUUCAAGUUCCACGCGAGCGUCCUCGCGCGCAACUCUCCCCUCCUAGCGGGCAUGCUUACAGAGCUAAAAGCUGCCCGCCUCUCCAAGAAGGCAAAAGACGCCGGAAUCAAGGUACGCUGGAUGAUAAAGCUUUCUCAUCCACCUCAUGGCGAUGAUCCUGGUGAGCUACAAUCGGUGGAACUCGAUACCAUGGGGGUGCCCUUGGAGCCUCUUCGACCUCUUAUCAUCAACGAGAAUGGCCGCAUUCCGACGCUGGCUCUUGACUACUACGAAGCCAUUUUCAAUGCGUUCUACAACAGAGAAAUCCCUCUGAGGGAAGACGAUAUGACGACCGUUCUCCAUGACGUCGUUGAGAUUCUCAAGUUUGCGGAAUACCUCGACUGUACGGCUGUCAUUCGAAAGCCUAUCGAUGUCGCUCUCAUAAAGCAUGGGCAGGAACUUUUUCGCUCUAUCCAGUCGCGUCCUUGGGCGUGGGUCGACCUCGCAAUCCGCAUUCGAUCAGAAACCAUCUUCAAAGAAGCGAUAAUACAUCUUGUCGGAAAUUGGAAGAGGGUGAAAGACAACGGCUCGGCAAUGAGGAUGCUGCAAGGUGGCUCGAAAGAGGUCUUUACGCUCUGCGAAAGGCUCCAUCAAGAUAUGGCAGCCAAAGGCAAAAAGCUCGAACUUGAGGUUGCGACAAUCUAUCCGGGCGGUAUGACACAGCCUACUAAAAACGUGCCGAUCAAACGAGAGGAAUAUGCGAAGGACAUCUUAGUCUGGAUGGCGCUCAGUUUCUUCCGCCAUUGGUUUAGCCAGCGGAUCAUCUCAGAAAAGGGUUCAACAAAUGUUGACGGUGGCUACGGGCUAUAUACCCAACUACAAAAGGCCGGUAACGCCUACAUGGAUAGGACUAUCCUCAACCAAUUUCACAGCAACGUUCCGAUGACCAAGAAGGCCAUGAACGUCCUGGAGAACCACCUUCUUGAGAUCAAGGCAUGUAUCAAGCAGGUUGUUGAUAAGCAUGAUAUCCUCAAAAUCUACUGCCAAUUAGACACCAAGCGAUUUGAGGUAAACUACCUGACGGGCGUGGAUGUCCGGAAGGAGGAUUUCCCAUGGUACGCUGAGGAACUACAAGAAAGGCCGACGGGCAAAAGGAAGCGCAGUCAGUCAGAGGUACCAGCGGAAAAGACCGAGAGCGAACAGCCCAGCGAGCCUAAUGGCCAGGCUGACGAUGAGAAGGAAGACGAGAGUACCGGCUCGCAUGAUGAGGAGGAUGGGCAUAGGCACAAGAGAAAGCUCUAG